GCCACGCUGGAGAGGGAGCGGUUACGGGCACACGCGCAGCUCGUGAACGUGCACAGGUAUAUUGCUGCUGUUAUCAGUGUUCAGGUGAACGUAAAAAAUCACGGCGAAGUAAAGCAUUUAAAGGCGUAUUCACCGACAUGUCAGGCCGCUCUAGACCUGGCUAUUAUCGCCAGGAGGUGAAUAAAACCGUUUGGGAAGUGCCGGAGAGAUACAGAGAUCUGAAACAGGUGGGGACGGGGGCAUAUGGUACUGUAUGCUAUGCAUUUGACCGGAGGACGGCAGCAAAGGUGGCCAUCAAGAAGCUCCAUCGUCCAUUUCAGUCAGACCUGUUUGCCAAAAGAGCUUAUCGAGAACUCAGGCUGCUCAAACACAUGAAGCACGACAAUGUUAUUGGACUCCUGGAUGUGUUCACCGCUGACCUUUCUCUUGACAGAUUUCAUGACUUUUAUUUGGUCAUGCCCUUCAUGGCCACUGAUCUAGGAAAACUAAUGAAAAUGGAGAGGAUGACAGAGGACAGGGUUCAGUAUUUGGUCUAUCAGAUACUAAAAGGGCUCAAAUAUAUCCAUGCUGCUGGAAUCAUUCACAGGGAUCUUAAACCAGGCAACCUUGCGAUAAAUGAGGAAUGUGAGCUUAAGAUCCUGGAUUUCGGUCUAGCACGGCAAGCAGACACUGAGAUGACGGGCUAUGUGGUGACGCGCUGGUACAGAGCACCUGAAGUCAUUCUUAGCUGGAUGCAUUACACACAGACAGUGGACAUCUGGUCGGUCGGAUGCAUCAUGGCAGAGAUGCUGCUAGGAAAGCCACUGUUUAAAGGAAAUGACCACCUGGACCAGCUGAUGGAAAUCAUGAAGAUUACAGGCACCCCCACAAAAGAGUUCACUGCCAAAUUACAGUCUGAGGAUGCUAGACACUACAUUGCAAAGUUACCAAAACUAAGAAAGCGAGAUCUUCGGGCAAUGUUACCAGGUGUUAAUCCACAAGCAAUUCAAGUGUUAGACUCCAUGUUGCUUUUGGAUCCUGAGAGUAGAGUAACAGCAGCAGAAGGGUUGGCUCUUCCCUACUUCUCUGAAUUUCGUGAACCAGAGGAGGAGACCGAAGCACCACCGUAUGACCAUUCAUUGGAUGAGGCUGAUCAGUCGGUCGACCAAUGGAAACGACUUACCUUCACUGAAAUUUUGACCUUCAAACCACCACCAUCAGGGGCAGAAGCUAAAGAGACAUCUCUCUAAAUCUUCUUGCACUGUGCAGUCAGCUAAGCCUUACUUUUAUUUACCCGUGUAUGACUAAAAUAGUUUCCGUUGUAUUGUUUUGGGUUUCCCAAAGUGAACUUAUUAUGUGAUUUUUAGCAUUUCAGUUUGUUGUGUGGUAUGAAUUAUGCACCUGCACUCUCCUUCAAUUUGAGCAGUACAUUUUUUUUUAUUAAUCUUGGCAAAUAAGCAAUUGUAGUAGAUUUUCUUUUUAAUUCUGCCUGUGUAGGCAAAACAUGGGCCAAAUCAGGAUACAGUAUAAAAUAAGAGUAAUUGUCUGUCAAAACAGUAUGUAAACCUGACCACAGUCACAAAUGCAAAAUGAACUGUAUUUAUACAAAACAGAAUGUCAAUGUACAAUGAGCAUACUUUUUAACUGAUCACUUGAACAUUUUGUAUUUUUAUAAAUGGAAAAAGGCAAUAAAAAGACUAUUUUAAUCUUU
Messenger RNA from Misgurnus anguillicaudatus (oriental weatherfish), 1690 nucleotides. It is a transcript of the gene mapk12a, whose product is annotated as mitogen-activated protein kinase 12a. Gene Ontology annotation, biological process: protein phosphorylation. Gene Ontology annotation, molecular function: MAP kinase activity; ATP binding. NCBI's taxonomy places the organism in Eukaryota, Metazoa, Chordata, Actinopteri, Cypriniformes, Cobitidae. The record is from RefSeq and is a predicted model, not a curated record.